GCUUAGCGACAAGCAGAUGGUGGAUGGUUACCUCUGGCGAAUGAUGGUGGUACGUAAGGAGCAAACAGGCAGCUCUCAAGGAGGAAGAUCAAAGCCAUUAGGUGUCUACCUCCAGCGAAUUCCAGAGUCAACCAAUUUACUGUCUACCAAGCGUUGAAUAUGAGGCUCUAUCCAUCGCCAGAGUAGUUUUAACUUCCUCCUUAAUACAGAAUGUAUUAUUCUAAAGUCCGAGUCAGUUUUUGUGGAUGACCUCGAACCUCGAAAGUUUGGAAUCAUUGACAACAUGGUUCACUUCCGGUUAUUAGAACCUUUAUCCUCGAAAACAAAAUAUUUAGUUUUAGCAAUCUGCAAAAUAUUUCAUCCUCAAAAAUGUGGCACUGCACGUUACAUACAUGAAUAUUCCCUAUAGUAGUGAUUCUGCUGCUCCCACUCGAGCCACUAUAACUCUGAUCAAUCAUGACAACCCAGAGAAGAGCUACUCAAAAGAGUUUAAUCAUAACUACUCAAACUCCUCAACCGAUUGGGGUUACUCUUCUUUUAUGAAGCUAAGGGAUCUCACUAACCCAGCGAAAGGGUUCAUUGUCAAUGAUAGUAUUGUCUUGAAAGCAGAGAUUGAGGUUCAACAGCAAGCCCAGAGAAGCACCAGUGGAGAGCUGGCUCGUCAGAACUCAGUGCUGACUUGCCCUGGCUGCGAUUGUGACUAUGACACACAGGGGGGCAAGAAGCCUAUGAGUCUGAGGUGUGGGCAUACAUUCUGCUCAGACUGCCUGGACAAGAAAUGCAACAACUACACCUCGGACUCACCGGUUACGAUAACAUGCUCAGUAUGUGAGCAAGAACACUCUGGAGGCAGCACUCGUGAGCUAUGGUUUCCAAACCACGCUGUCAUGCAAAUGAUCGGUAACUUUAUCCCCAAAUCAAAAUAUUUCUGUGAGUCUCACAAGCAAAACAUGGACUACUACUGCUUUGUAGACUCUUGCUUGGUUUGUAUUGGUUGUGCUUAUCAAGGGAAGCACGCUGGGCAUGAGUGUAAGCUCGUGAGUGAUGCCAAAAUGGAAGUAGAGAAGCAGUUAACACUAACCGUGAAGAAGGUAGUUAGUAAAUCUACAGAGAUCUCUAGUAAGCUGGACCUGUUCAAAGAUGAGCAAAAGUCCCUGAGGAGUCAGGAGGAUGGUCUGGUUCAGGUCAUUGAACAGUCCUACAGAGAACUCGAGGAGCUUAUUAAGAAACGAAAGGAUUCUCAAUUGCGCGAGUUAAAGGAGCACAUGGAAGAACUCAAUUCCUCUGUUGAAACUAAUGUCAGGUCCACAGAAGAGAAGGGGUCACAAGUCCUGAGUGCCCUGACAGAGUAUGAAGCCUGGAAGGCCCUCUCAGCCAAAGACGCACUACUAAAGUUGGGUACCUUAAACACUACACUCAAAACAGCAGAAUCCAUACCCACUGGCACCAAGAGCUCGGCUAAUCUUCAUACUUCCAUUUCUUUUAUCAAUCCAAUGUCUGAGCUGUUCGCUUACAUCGAAAACCAUGGAAGACUGGAUGUAAUUGGGUCUCAAGGAUCCGUGGAGAAUAACCAUCAAGCCAAUCUUGCUAGUGGUGAUAGUGACGGAAAAAAUGUUCACACACCACCUAACAAACGAAAGAAGUAUUCCCAAUAAUAUUAUAAUUGUGCCAAUUUCUUAAUUUAAAUCUCGAAAACCUCUGUAUCUUCAGUAUAAUUACCUGUCUAUGAAUAUGCAUUCUUUUGAUGCUAUAAUUAUAUAUAACUUAGUGUAAAUUUCCAAAA
Halichondria panicea is the source of this 1783-nucleotide messenger RNA. Its product is annotated as tripartite motif-containing protein 12A-like. Gene Ontology annotation, molecular function: zinc ion binding; protein binding. NCBI's taxonomy places the organism in Eukaryota, Metazoa, Porifera, Demospongiae, Suberitida, Halichondriidae. The record is from RefSeq and is a predicted model, not a curated record. The coding region runs from base 393 to 1655 and encodes 420 amino acids. The transcript is spliced from 8 exons.